AUGUAUACCUACCAUCUCAACAAAUUGGCUCAGAAAUUCGCUGAAAUCAGAAGACAGGACAUGGCCAAUGCUCAACGGAAAUUGGCACAAUCGAGAGAUUGCAUUGCUCACAUUGAAAAUCAAAAAAUGGUUCUGGAACAGAAGAGUCAAGAAGAAGUCAACGAAUUGUUUUCUGCUGCAAUAGGAUCCACUGGUGCUCCAAAGAAGACGUCAACCAAGCCGGAUUACUCCAAAUAUAGAAUUGUCAAGCGAUCCAAGUCUUCAAAAUCUUCAACGCCAACAUCAUCAUCGUCUUCUUCUUCGUCUUCUUCUCCGACGUAUUCAACUCUCUUCAUUCUCUUUCAUGAUUUUUAA
Messenger RNA from Caenorhabditis briggsae, 354 nucleotides. The transcript has a single exon. The record is from RefSeq and is a predicted model, not a curated record. Lineage: Eukaryota; Metazoa; Nematoda; Chromadorea; Rhabditida; Rhabditidae. The coding region runs from base 1 to 354 and encodes 117 amino acids.